AUGAUCAACGCAGUCCUCGUCUUCAAUAACAAUGGCCAGCCCCGGCUAACCAAGUUCUACACAACCCUGGACACCCAAACCCAACAAUCCCUCAUCGCCCAAAUAUACCACCUAGUCGCCCAGCGCCCUUCCAGCGCCUGCAACUUCCUCCCCCUCCCCCCGCUCCUCUCCCAAGGCGCCGCAAGCUCAACCGGGCCCUCCGACGCGCCCACCCAAAUAACCUACCGGACCUACGCCACACUCUCCUUCAUCAUGAUCUCCACAUCUACCGAGUCCCCGCUCGCGCUGAUCGAUCUCAUCCAGGUCUUUGUCGAGGCAUUGGAUCGGAUGUUUGAGAAUGUCUGCGAGUUGGAUCUGAUCUUUGGGUAUGAGACUAUGCAUGCGGUGUUGAGUGAGAUGAUUGUUGGCGGUGUGGUUGUUGAGACGAAUAUUGAGAAGAUUGUUGCUGGGGUACGGAGUCAGGAGGGGACGAUGGGGAAAAAGAAGGCUGUUCAGGCUGCGAGUGCGAGUUUGGGACGGGGGGCGCUGCCGGGGUUGGGGGCGUGGCGGUGA
This is a messenger RNA of Penicillium subrubescens, 552 nucleotides long. Its product is annotated as putative AP-3 adaptor complex subunit sigma. The record is from RefSeq and is a predicted model, not a curated record. The transcript has 2 exons. Gene Ontology annotation, cellular component: intracellular membrane-bounded organelle. The coding region runs from base 1 to 552 and encodes 183 amino acids. Gene Ontology annotation, biological process: protein transport; vesicle-mediated transport. Lineage: Eukaryota; Fungi; Ascomycota; Eurotiomycetes; Eurotiales; Aspergillaceae.